Molecule: messenger RNA, 1107 nt
Organism: Mercenaria mercenaria
Lineage: Eukaryota; Metazoa; Mollusca; Bivalvia; Venerida; Veneridae
Exons: 1
Coding region: 1-1107 (368 amino acids)
Biological process (GO): DNA integration
Molecular function (GO): nucleic acid binding
Source: RefSeq, a predicted model, not a curated record
AUGAGACAAAUUCAUCAAGAUCUCAACCAUGUUGGUCGAAACCAGAUGCUUUCGAAAUUAAGAGAAAGAUUUUGGCUGAUCAAUGCACCGUCAGCUAUCAGAAAAAUCAUUUCAAAAUGUGUAGUUUGUAGACGACAGCGAGGCAGCGUUGGUGAACAAAAAAUGUCCGAUUUGCCUGAAGAUCGAGUCACGCCAAAUGAACCACCUUUUACGCGCGUAGGCGUGGAUUACUUUGGACCCUUUGAGGUUAAGCAAGGAAGAAGCUAUGUAAAACGUUAUGGUGUUAUUUUUACGUGUUUAGCAAGUCGAGCUGUUCAUUUGGAAGUUGCCGCGUCUCUAGACACUGACUCGUACAUCAAUGCAUUACGUCGUUUUAUUGCUCGUCGCGGACAAGUGACAAAAAUGCGGUCUGAUAAUGGAAGUAAUUUCAUUGGUGCCAAUAAGGAACUCAAGAAAGCGAUUACUGACUGGAAUGUGUGUCAGAUUCAUGACGCAAUGUUACAGAAAAACAUAGAUUGGCAGUUUAAUCCUCCAGCAGGCUCGCAUCAUGGAGGCGUCUGGGAACGAAUGAUUAAGACUGUACGUCAAACUCUAAAUAGUGUUGUGAAGGAGCAAACUCUUAAUGAUGAGUCCUUACAUACUUUGUUUUGCGAAGUUGAGUCUAUAAUCAAUGAUAGACCAAUUACCAGGAAUUCAGAUUCACAUAAUGACCUUGAGACGUUAACCCCGAAUCACCUUCUUCUUAUGAAACGUAAGCCAAGUUUACCUCCAGGAAUCUUUGCGAAAACAGAUAAUUACAUCAGACGUCGCUGGAGACAAGUUCAGUACAUGACUGAUCUGUUUUGGCAUCGGUGGACUCGAGAAUAUUUACCUCUACUCCAAGAACGUCAGAAGUGGUGUGACGUCAAAAGAAAUUUAUGCGUUGGUGAUGUUGUCCUAGUUGUAGAUUCUAACGCGCCAAGGAAUUCGUGGUUGAUGGGUAAAGUAACAGAGACUAUUCCAGAUAGAUUAGGCCAUGUUAGGCAAGUGAAGUUGAAAACUGUGUUCAAUACGAGCUUGGUACGUCCAGUUGACAAGCUAUGCUUGCUUCUUGAAGCGGAAACAUAG